Macadamia integrifolia is the source of this 937-nucleotide messenger RNA. Its product is annotated as non-structural maintenance of chromosomes element 3 homolog. The record is from RefSeq and is a predicted model, not a curated record. Gene Ontology annotation, cellular component: nucleus. Lineage: Eukaryota; Viridiplantae; Streptophyta; Magnoliopsida; Proteales; Proteaceae.
UUCGAUUUCUGUGGCAGUGGAAAUUGAGUUGAGGGAUUCAGUCGCCGUGGGGGUUUUGUUUGUGUUGGACUUCGGAGAAGAGAAGAGAAGGGAUUGAUGCUUAUCAUGGUCAAGAAGGAUGGUGAGAGGCUGACCACUGAUUAAUAAGAAAUUCAUCAUAAAAUACCGCGUCAGCUGCUCUGUAGUUGCUUUUCCCUUCAAAUUCCUAUUUCCCCCCAAGCGCAAUGGUGCGAAAUCAUUUUCAUUUUUCCUGUUUCCUCUCUGGAGUGAAUUGUGGAUAUUGAAAGACGUUGCAGAGUUUUAGGGUUCUCUGCAAAUCAGAAGCUUGGCACGAUUUCAGUUGCAGCUGGUUUCUUUUCACCCGACGGUUCGCCAAAUGGGUCCUUUUGAACUGUUGAUUGGACUGUGAAGAGCUUGUUGCUUGAAGCUACUUGCUGGUUAGGGUUGGCAGUGAAAUUCAGUCUUCGAGACCCGAACAAAGAGAAGUAGGGGGUGGCAAGUAAAGAGCCUUGAUUGUAGGUGAUAUUGUGGAGCAACAUUGUUUUCAAAAGCAUUUAGGCCAUACUAUAUAUCCUUCUACUUGUUUGCGGUGCCCUGGGGAUGGCAAGUUCUCUUGAGGAUUUCUCUCAAUUUGGUAUCUCCAAAGAGGAAAAAGAUAAGCUUGUUGCAGAAGUAAUACGCUAUGUCCUCUUCAAAAAUUUCCAGAGCUCAGGAUGCCCAAUCAAAAGGGAUGAACUUACUCAACUUGUAACUAAAAACUAUCGUCAGCGGGGUCUUCCUUCACUGGUUAUAAAUGAGGCAAGAGAGAAGCUCUCAAGCAUCUUUGGUUAUGAAAUGAAGGAACUCCAACGUGCUCGUCCAUCCACAAAUCAGGGUCCCUCUUCUCAACAGAAUCAUGAAGAAAGAUGAUGCCUCUGAAGAAAUUGACUGACACCAU